Messenger RNA from Seriola dumerili (greater amberjack), 6587 nucleotides. RefSeq names its product patched 1 (gene ptch1). The coding region runs from base 314 to 5011 and encodes 1565 amino acids. Lineage: Eukaryota; Metazoa; Chordata; Actinopteri; Carangiformes; Carangidae. Gene Ontology annotation, cellular component: plasma membrane. Gene Ontology annotation, biological process: smoothened signaling pathway. The transcript has 24 exons. Gene Ontology annotation, molecular function: hedgehog receptor activity; hedgehog family protein binding; smoothened binding. The record is from RefSeq and is a predicted model, not a curated record.
GCCACGACCAUCGAGGUUUCUUACCCGACGACUCGUGCAUGGGAAUCACAUUGAGCACCUCGCUUUUUGAGAGAAACUUACUUUUUUUAAGAGACACGGUGAGUGCGGUGAAAGCGGCGGAGACCUCCGGAUCACGAAAUGUUGGGAUGGAAGGCGCAGACUUUGACUCGCCGUCUCCAACAGGAGUAUGAAGUCCUACUUCACGGGUGUGAGAUCUCCGAGAGUGAAACUCUGUUGCCUCUGGAUAUCGCUGCACGCUUUCGGGGAAACACUAUAAAGUGGGAAACGGUAACCAUCUCGCAGUCCCCGCAACAUGGCCUCGGCUGCUAAUGCGCCCUCCGAGCAGGAAAACAGAGACCCCGAUCGGCCGAGAGUAACGCGGAGGAACAGGGGGAACUAUACCCGCAACACACCGCUGGAUUUGGAGUAUUUGCAGCGGCCGAGUUACUGCGAUGCGGGCUUUGCUUUGGAGCAAAUAUCCGAGGGGAAGGCGACUGGGAGGAAAGCACCUCUAUGGCUGAGAGCGAAAUUCCAGAGACUUUUAUUUAGGCUGGGCUGUUACAUACAAAAGAACUGCGGAAAGUUUUUGGUUGUGGGCCUCAUGAUUUUCGGAGCUUUCGCUGUGGGCUUACGGGCAGCUAAUUUGGAGACGGACGUGGAGAAACUCUGGGUGGAAGUUGGUGGGCGUGUGAACCAGGAACUGAAGUACACGCGACAGAAGAUAGGCGAGGAGGCCAUGUUUAACCCUCAGCUGAUGAUCCAGACGCCGCGGGAGGAGGGAGCCAAUGUACUAACGGUGGACGCACUCCUGCAGCACCUGGAGUCAGCUAUCCGAGCCAGCAGAGUUCAUGUUUACCUUUAUAACAGACAAUGGAAAUUAGAACACUUAUGCUACAAAUCAGGAGAACUAGUCACAGAAACUCAUUUUAUGGAUCAGAUCAUAGAAAAGCUACAUCCCUGCCUCAUCAUCACCCCUUUGGACUGUUUCUGGGAGGGAGCCAAGCUCCAGUCUGGAAUGGUCUAUCUCCCAGGUAAAGACCCUCUGCAAUGGACCAACUUUGACCCUAAGGACUUCCUUGAGGACUUGCGAAGAGCAAAUUUCCCCGUGGAAGCCUUUGAGGACAUGUUGGAAAAGGCAGACGUUGGACACGGCUACAUGGACAGACCCUGUCUCAACCCCGCUGACCCCGACUGCCCCCUCACCGCGCCCAAUAAGAACUCAACCAAGCCAUUCGAUGUGGCGCGAACCCUGAGCGGCGGCUGCCAUGGUCUGUCCAGGAAGUACAUGCACUGGCAGGAGGAACUGAUCGUAGGAGGGACCACCAAGAACGGCAGCGGACCCCUGCUCAGUGCCCAGGCCUUACAGACCAUGUUCCAGCUGAUGACUCCCAAGCAGAUGUUUGAGCACUUUCGGGGCUACGAGGCGGUUUCCCACAUCAACUGGAAUGAAGAAAAGGCUGCAGCUAUACUGGAAGCCUGGCAGAGGAGAUACUCUGAGGCGGUGCUGCAGAGUGUGGCAGCAAAUUCGUCUCAGAAGGUCUUGUCUUUCACCACCACCACCCUGGAGGACAUCCUCAAGUCUUUCUCUGACAUCAGCGUCAUCCGUGUGGCUAGUGGAUACCUGCUGAUGCUGGCCUAUGCGUGUCUGACCAUGCUGCGGUGGGACUGCGCCAAGUCUCAGGGGGCCGUGGGGCUGGCAGGUGUCCUGCUGGUGACUCUGUCUGUGGCGGCUGGCCUGGGUCUCUGCUCUCUGCUGGGCAUCUCUUUCAACGCUGCCACCACACAGGUGCUACCCUUCUUGGCUCUGGGAGUUGGAGUCGAUGACGUCUUCCUCCUCGCUCACGCCUUCAGUGAGACCGGACAGAACAAGAGGAUCCCGUUCGAGGACCGUACGGGGGAGUGUUUGAAGAGGACAGGGGCCAGCGUGGCUCUCACGUCCAUCAGUAACGUUACAGCAUUCUUCAUGGCAGCCCUCAUUCCCAUCCCAGCGCUCAGAGCCUUUUCUCUACAGGCUGCAGUGGUUGUGGUGUUUAACUUUGCCAUGGUGCUGCUCAUUUUCCCCGCCAUCCUCAGCAUGGACCUCUACCGACGAGAAGACAGACGUUUCGACAUUUUCUGCUGCUUCUACAGCCCAUGUGCCAAUCGUGUGAUCCAGAUCGAGCCUCAGGCGUACCUGGAUGGGGCUGACGGGAGUCGCUACAGCCCUCCUCCAUCCUAUCGCACCCCUCCUCCCUCAUAUCGCACUCCUCCCCCAAGCUACAGCAGCCCCCCUCCCUCCUACAGCAGCCACAGCUUUGCGCAGCAGACCGAAAUCACCAUGCAGUCCACGGUGCAGCUCAGGACAGAGUAUGACCCCCGAACUCAGGCCUUCUACACUACAGCUGAGCCCAGAUCCCAGAUCUCUGUGCAGCCCAUCAAUCCAGCUCCGACCAGGAGCAACCCUAACAAUGACUAUUACAGCAGCAACCCCAACGGCAGCAGGAGCAGCAGCAGCAAUCACGGCAAUCUCAACAACAACAACAGUGGGAGCCGGAGUAAUGGUGGAUCUCGAGGUUCUGCUGCCUUCUCCCAUCAUCACCCUGCACCUCCUCCCGCUGCCCCGACUUCAAGUACUAGCUCAGUUCCUCAGGGCGAUGCAGCAUCAUCGACGGGCCAGAGCCCAGAGAACAACAGCUCCACACGGGACCUGUUGUCCCAGUUCGGAGAAGCCUCGCUGGGCCUGCGCUGCCUCGAGCCUCCCUGCUCCCGCUGGACCCUGGCCUCUUUUGCUGAGAAGCACUACGCUCCGUUCCUCCUGCAGCCCACCACCAAGGUGGUUGUAAUCGUCCUGUUCCUCUGCCUGCUGGGCGUCAGUUUAUACGGGACCACCCAGGUGAGGGAUGGCCUGGAGUUGACAGACAUUGUUCCCAGAGAGACCAGCGAGUACGACUUCAUCGGUGCCCAGUUCAAGUUCUUCUCCUUCUACAACAUGUAUGUGGUGACGCAGCGGGCUGAUUACGCCCAGAAACAGCCGCUGCUGCACCAGCUCCACCAGAGGUUCCACACUGUUCGCUACGUGUUGAAGGAGGACAACGGACAGCUGCCCCGCAUGUGGCUUCACUACUUCAGGGACUGGCUGCAAGGUCUCCAGCAGGCAUUUGACAAGGACUGGGAGGCUGGCCGCAUCACCCUCAACAGCUACAGGAAUGGCUCUGAUGAUGGCGUCCUGGCGUACAAGCUUUUGGUGCAGACAGGACGCAGAGACAAGCCCAUCAACUUCAACCAGUUGACUCGUCAGAGGCUAGUGGAUGCAGAUGGAAUCAUCAACCCUGGGGCUUUCUACAUCUACCUAACUGCCUGGGUCAGCAAUGAUCCUGUGGCGUACGCUGCCUCGCAGGCCAACAUUCGCCCACACCCUCCCGAGUGGCUCCACGACCGUACUGACUCCAUGCCCGAGACACGCCUCAGCAUCCCGGCCGCCGAGCCCAUCGAAUACGCACAGUUCCCCUUCUACCUCAACGGGCUCCGGGAGACGCCGCAGUUUGUGGAGGCCAUCGAGAGCGUGCGGGCUAUAUGCAGCAACUACAGCCGACAAGGCCUGCCCUCCUACCCCAACGGCUACCCUUUCUUGUUCUGGGAACAGUAUGUUAGUCUGCGCCACUGGCUCCUGCUGUCCAUCAGUGUCGUGCUCGCCUGUACCUUUCUGGUCUGUGCCCUCUUCCUGCUCAACCCAUGGACCGCCGGCAUCAUAGUGUUGGUGCUGUCUCUCAUGACCGUAGAGCUGUUUGGCUUCAUGGGGCUGAUGGGAAUCAAGCUGAGUGCCGUCCCCGUGGUCAUUCUCAUUGCCUCUGUGGGCAUUGGAGUGGAGUUCACCGUCCAUGUGGCCCUGGCGUUCCUGACUGCCAUAGGGGAUCGUCACAAGCGGGCAGUGCUUGCACUGGAGCACAUGUUUGCUCCGGUGCUCGAUGGAGCCUUUUCCACCUUAUUAGGUGUCCUAAUGCUUGCGGGCUCUGAGUUUGACUUUAUCGUCAGGUAUUUCUUUGCUGUGUUGGCCAUCCUCACAGUUCUUGGAGUCCUGAAUGGAUUGGUCCUUCUCCCAGUAUUACUAUCAUACUUUGGACCCUAUCCAGAGGUAUCACCAGUCGAUGGUCGUAGCCGUUUACCCACCCCAUCCCCAGAGGCCCCUCCUCACGUGGUUCACUUCUCAGUCCGUCCUCACCACACCACCGGGGCCACCACCACCACCUCUGGUGCAGCUUCAGACUCGUCUGACUCAGAAUACAGCUCGAACACCACAGUGUCCGGUAUAAGCCAGGAGCUACAGAACUACAACCUGCCCUCACGCAGAGUACCACCUCGAGCAGAGGAGCAGCAGUACCACCUCCAGACCAGCAGAGGCAGAGCAGCCAGGCCAGAGGAGGAGAGGAGAGCAGGAUCAGGGCGUAGGCGCUCAGCCAGACAGCCUGACCCUCCGGCCUAUACUGUGUCUUCGUCUGUCUCCUCUCAGGGUUGUGAUUCUGGGCCGGGGGCAACUCAUCGCCACAGCAGCAGGAACCCCAAGAGCCAGCUGCACUGGCAGGCCCCACCCCCAGCCCGCCCGCGCAUGGACGCUUUUGAAACUGCUACUGAGGCUGGGGGCCAUUAUGGCUCACAUGGCCAUAGAGAACACUCAGCAGGCCACAGAGCCCGCUCUUCCCACAACCCACAACCUCACCACCUCCCUCAUCACCACCCCAAUCCCACCCCGUAUUGCCAACCCAUCACCACGGUAACAGCGUCAGCCUCAGUCACUGUCGCCGUUCACCCGGCCCCCAUAUCCAGCCAGAGCCCCCCCGCUUCCUCUUACCCAGGAUACACUGCAACGGACAGUUACUGCCCAUCAGGGCCGGAGGUGCCAGAGCCUGCCUUUCAGGACCCACAUGUGCCACUGGAAACCCAGUUAGGGGCCAGAGGAGUCAAGGUGGAGGCCAUGGAGCUCCAAGAUUUGGAGUUUGAGGCAGCUGAGAGCAACCAUGGCAGACGGGCUAGCUGAGUUGUGGAGAACAGAAGUACAACGGCCAAAGAUGGAUUUCUCUGUAUUACUAAGCAGCUGACCCGGUCUGGCACAGCCCAGCUCUGCAUAGCCCAGCCUGGCUCACCUCCGGCCCUGAGCAGCGAGAAACUUGCCAGUGUUGCCGUCAUGGUGCUCAUUCUUACUGUAACCCAGUGGACUAUUGUCUUAGAUAAUUCUAUCUAUAUUUAAAAGAUGUAUACAUAUGUAAAUAUGAACAAAAAGUAGCUAUAAUUUUAGGAGCCGUACAACUCCUCAUGUUAACAGACUGGGGCUGCCAUUUUAUAUGGUGUGUGUGUGUGUGUGUGUGUGUGUGUGUGUGUGUGUGCGUGCGUGUGCGUGUGUGUGUGUGCGUGUGUGCGUGCAUGUGUGUGUAAAUGUGUGCAUGUGUAUGAGAGAGAGAUAGAUCUCUGAUUACUGUUCACUCAUCUGUGGAUCUGUGCCAUUAGGAAGCUUCAUCUAGACAAAAAUACCUGUCAGCAUUCACUGUUGCUGCUCAAAAUAUUUUUUUAAAAUAAUAUACAUUUAUAACUCUAUGCAAAUGUCUCUUUAAACAAAAGAAGUGAUCUGUCUACGUAUAUGUGUGUGUACAUGUGUCUGUGUGUAGUAGGUGUGUGUUGGGCUGUGUGAUGUGAAACAGCCCCAUUAUUUUCUGGCUUAUACAUCAGAUACAUCCUCAGAACAGACUAACAUUUACACUCAUUUAAAACAUGAGGGAAAUUGUUAGAAUUAUCAAACAGGGCUAUGGUAUUUUUGUGUGUGUGUGUGUGUUUAUGUGUGUGUGUUUAUUAUUGUAUAAAGGUACGCAUGUUAAACUAUUAAUUUUUUAUCACAAACCUGUGGUAGUUAUGAAACAAUUACUGUUUAACUUGACACGCUAUGCGUGCUAUUUAAGAUGAGCAGAUAUGAAGAAAUUUUAAAGCUGUUUUGUUUUGUUUUGUUUGUUUAGUUAUCGCCUCUGCAUUGGAACCUGUUUCUGCUCUCAGCUUUGUUUCACUGUCUGUUAGGCUGCUCUCUGGUUGUAUUUUACUGUAAGAGGUUAUGUAUUGUUUAACCCUAGCAGGCUGAAAUCAUGUUCUGUCUUGUAUACUGACAUACAAGCAGUAAACUCACCUCAGAAACUCACUCUGCCAUUACAGGGACAUUCACAUUACUGAUUCUGGAACAGGGUCAAUACAGGGUGCUGACUCUGCUCCCUAAGUGAUGAUGUGUAGUGGAUAAGCUAAAGCUCAGACUGUAUACUGUAUGACCCGAUUCAACAUCGCACUUGACUGCAUUUAAACUUCAUUUACAGGAAUAUCUCGCCUCAAGUAGCUCUUUAUUUCUGUACAACCAAUAAGCUAGUCCACACAGCCUGCUAAGGGCUAAGCCCUAUAUGGCCUGACGAUGUGCUCCAUGUGUGUCUCAAUGUAUAUGUGUGUAUAAACAUUUAUGUUUGUGUAUGAGUCCAUCCUCUUACUCUGUCUCAGCUCUCCUCUAGUGACAGUAAAGACAACUGGCCCCAAUUUGGCCUCAGCCGUCCCCACUGACCUCAACUCAUAAAAAUCCACAACAUAAC